AUGCUGCUACACAUCAGCAGCACCAACGCGGAUAAUGCGUUUAUCGAUAGCCCACCGGAAGGAUACUACGAGCGAACGACACUGGCAGAUUGUGCCAGUCGUUUCUACGCUCAGGAUGUUUCGAGUGCCCUAGGGUUCUUUAUAUUCGGUGGAGGUCGCGCAUAUCUCAAGGAGUUUCCGCAUAUGGCUGCUAUCGGUUGGACAAAGGCAAACACUGGCCCGCCAGUGGUGGACUACAAAUGUGGUGGUUCGUUAAUAGCGACAAAGUUCGUACUGACUGCCGCUCACUGUGGGCAGGAUGAGAACAGGAUUCCUCCGGAUGCGGUACGGCUCGGUGAUACGAAUCUGGCGACGGUUGAAGAUGAUGCCAGCGCUCAGCAGUUUAAGAUCGUGGCGUUCACCGUGCAUGAUAAGUACAAGCGAAAUAAGAAGUACUACGACAUUGCGCUGAUCGAGCUAGAUCGUGAGGUUAAAUUUACGGCCGCCGUCUGUCCGAUCUGCCUGUGGCCGUUGGACAAUUUGAGCGAGUACAGUGCGAGUCUGAAGGCGGUUGGUUUUGGGCAGACUUCUUACGGAUCCGAUAUGAGUCCAGUGCUGCAGAAAGUGUCGCUAAACUACUACGAUUUUGAUACGUGCAACAAUGAGCUACCGCGCCCAAAGUUUCUGAAGGAAGGGCUAACGAAGGAUCAGUUCUGUACCAAGACGCCAAACAAAGAUGCCUGUCUCGGUGAUUCCGGUGGUCCUCUGCAGAUCGAGCUGUCGGAUGUAUCGAAAACGAUUCCGUACCUGACCGGGGUGGUAUCCUUCGGUACUGGCUGCUGGGAUGGUUCGUUCGGUGUAUAUACGAAGGUUUCGAGCUACAUCGAUUGGAUCCGUGAGCGAGUUAAUGUGACGACGGAUCCGAUCGAGUGUGCCCGUAAAUCGGAGUGUCUAGCAUCGAGGCCCUUCUCCGAUAGUCGGCUCAGCCCGCAGAACAAUUCUCCAUUCUUCAAGGUGAACCUGCAAAAGUCGGAUAACAGUAGCUUCCACCAGUGCACAGGAGCUCUGAUCGACUAUCGGCACGUCGUCACAUCGGCUACAUGUGCCAUGCGCAACAAUCAAAAGCCAGCCUUCGUAGAAGCAGAUGAUGAACUGGUGGAGAUCGUCGAUAUCGAUCUGCAUCCGCGCUACGUAGCCAGUAAAAGCUACAACAAUCUAGCCAUACUCACGCUGGGCAAGUUCUAUAAUCCCAACAAAAUCUACCAAAUCAUUGCGCCGGCUUGCAUAUGGAAGGAGGAUCGUAUCACCGAUCUGAUCGUCUUCUAUUCCGGCUAUGGUCCCGAGGUGAAGAACGAACCGACGGAUAAGGUGAACAGUGUCUCGUUGAAAAUUCUCGUUGCUCUAUUGUCGGAGAAUGGACGCUGUGAGGCGAAUGACGCGUGGAAGGUGAACAGUACACUAGCGGCUGGAUUCAACAGCGAUUUUCUCUGCACAUACAAUCCGAUCGAUCUUGUCCCCGGGAUUUGCAAGCUUGAACCAGGAGGUUCAGUGUCCAACUUCCGCCGAGAUAACAUCGUCCCGUACGUGUAUGGAAUCAAUGCGAUCGACGAAGGACCAUGUGGUGGAUCGCAGAAUCUAUUCGUGGCGACUAGGCUCGCACCAUCGUACGAUUGGAUUGAAUCGAUAGUGCUCAAUCGAUCGGUCGAAGAUAUUCCUGGCACAUUAAACAUUCGCUUUGGUGAAGAUGCAGAAAGUCCGUCCAGUUUGGAUUCAAUCUUUUCCUAUGGCUCUGGCCAGGUGAUCAACCGAAAUAAUCUAGCGCACCUUCUCAUUGCAGAUCUUAUCAACAAUCACAUUCGUCCGUAUGGGAACGACCUUCUCCAUCGAACACCAGAGACCACCGUACAAGUUUAUCAUCAAUCAUUGAGCAACACCCCGGAGACAUACAAAAUCUAUGGACCACAUUCCGGGUUCUCUCUAAAGAAGGCCAAUCCGUUGUUGCAUCCGCAAAUGGACAAUCUUGUCCGUCACAACGAUAUCCGGUACGAAGUGGUCCCGUCGAUAGAACUUCCUGCUACGCAUCUGAUCCAGCAACCGAGCAUCCCGGCGCGAAGCUAUCCGAUCCAUCCCUACAACACUUUCACUGGCCAACAACAAACGCAUCUACGCAGCUAUCAACCUCCUGUGCAUCAUCAAUCGCCAGCAGUACAUCCUUAUCAUUAUCAGCACCAACAACAGCACCAGCCUCAGCAGCGGCAAUAUCACUCGCAACCUUCUUCAUCGAUCGUCGAUCACGGAGGCCUCGUAUCGAUCAUUCGCUCCAUCGAACUGUUCGAGAAUGGCCACUGCACCUUACCAAGCGGGGCCGCCGGCCGUUGCCUGCACUACACUCGCUGUCCUUCGAUGUACUGGAAUGCCCAAAACAUAGCCCCCCAUCGUCACCAACAUGACUUGAUUCCCUACUGCAACCAACAGCAGCAAACCGUUUGCUGCCAGGCGUGAGGCCAACAGA
Molecule: messenger RNA, 2491 nt
Organism: Anopheles aquasalis
Lineage: Eukaryota; Metazoa; Arthropoda; Insecta; Diptera; Culicidae
Biological process (GO): proteolysis
Molecular function (GO): serine-type endopeptidase activity
Source: RefSeq, a predicted model, not a curated record